This is a messenger RNA of Acytostelium subglobosum LB1, 2130 nucleotides long. RefSeq lists its product as hypothetical. Bases 1 to 2130 code for a protein of 709 amino acids. Gene Ontology annotation, biological process: protein histidyl modification to diphthamide. NCBI's taxonomy places the organism in Eukaryota, Evosea, Eumycetozoa, Acytosteliales, Acytosteliaceae. Gene Ontology annotation, molecular function: diphthine-ammonia ligase activity. The record is from RefSeq and is a predicted model, not a curated record. The transcript has 4 exons.
AUGAAGAUAGUUGGACUGAUAAGUGGAGGCAAGGAUUCGAUUUAUAACUUGAUCGAAUGUAUUAGGAAUGGACAUGAGGUGGUGGCACUGGCUCAUCUAUCUCCUCCAAAGUCAGAUCAUGAGGAGAUGGACAGUUACAUGUACCAAACAGUUGGACAUAAUGUAAUUGAGAUGAUUGCACAGGCCAUGGAGUUGCCUCUUACACAGGGCACGAUAAGUGGCAAGCCAAACUCACAAGAGGAGAUCUAUCGUAUCAACCGUGAUGAUGAAGUAGAGGACUUGUUCCGACUCCUCAGCGAUGUAAAGGCCAAGCAUCCAGAGGUGACAGGUGUGGCCAGUGGCGCCAUCCUAUCAACCUACCAACGUAUCCGUGUAGAGAAUGUUUGUUCAAGAUUGGGCCUUACCAGCUUCUGUUACCUUUGGAAACGAGAUCAGGAUGAACUAUUACAAGAGAUGAUCAAGUCAAAGAUGAAUGCAAUCAUUAUAAAGGUUGCUUCUAUGGGUUUGGAACCAUCAAAGCAUCUUCUAAAGACAAUUGAGCAACUCUAUCCUACUCUCAAGAAGUUGAACCAGCAGUAUGGCGUCAACAUAUGUGGCGAGGGUGGUGAAUACGAGUCACUAGUACUCGACUGUCCAAUCUUCAAGAAGAGAAUCCAAUUAGACGAGACCAAGGUCAAGAUACACUCAGAUGAUGCAUUUUCGCAGGUGGCAUUUGUGUCGAUCAUCAAGUCAUCACUCGUGGACAAGUCAGCUGAGGAGUUGGCAGAGUGUGCAAAGGAGCAACUACAACCUUAUGAUGCUUGGAGAUCAUUGGCAACAUGGAGCGAUCAUUUCAGCUUUGAUACUACUCCAGUAUCAGCUUUGGAGCCAUUCAAACCAAACAUUCAUCAGUUGAGUCAGUCGUCCACAUCAUCAUCAUCACCCGCAGGACUACUUGCAGCGUAUGGCUCACUUGAGUUGCGCGAGUCGUCCAGAGGUUACUUCACAGUUCGAUCACACUCGGGAUGUAGUACUACCUCAGCCGCCUCGAGUAAUGCUGGUGAGGUACUCUCAUCAAUCUUGGACAAUCUAAACAAAUUGUUGAGUGACAAUAGCUUGUCUUUGGAGCACCUGCUGUUUGUAAACUUGUACUUGGCCGACAUCAAUGACUUUGGUGCGAUCAAUCAGGCAUACUUUAAGCACUUCAAGGACAAUCCAGCUGCUAGAGCAUGUGUCCAAGUAGGCCUCCAGCAUCCUGGCCAGCGAGUGAUGCUGGAUGUCGUCGGAAACAGACAGACCAAGAAGAGUCUACAUGUCCAAUCAAUCUCCAACUGGGCGCCAGCAUGUAUUGGACCAUACUCGCAGGCUACACACUGCAAUCAAACAUUGUUCCUUGCUGGUCAGGUCGGCCUUGAGCCAUCCAGUCUACAACUAGUGCCCAAGGGAGUAGAGUGCGAGCUACAGCAGAUCAUCAUUAACCUGGCUAGCGUGCUCCAAGCUUUGGGAGACAACAGUCUAAAGUCUACUUUGCAGGUGGUGGCCUUGCUCAAAGAAAUCAAGUGGUCCAACCUCGUCCAAUUCUAUCUGGAGAAUGUGUUCCGUGACAACAGGGUCAAGCCAUUGCUGUUGGUAGCCGAGGUCGGCGCGAUGCCCAAGGGCGCCAACGUGGAGCUGUUGCUCCUGAACGAGACAACAGAGCAGGUGUCUGAGUUUGGCCACUUUGCCACCGAGAAGAACUUCCACGACGCAGUCAAGGGAUUGUCCACGGGCUACAGCCACAUUGUCAGCAACCCUGGACAAACAUCACUGAUGAACUUCCAUCUGUCUAUCGAUGUGGAUGACAGCAGCACUAUAUCAGCCAGUCAGGUCGCCGCCUACUUUGCCGCAUCACUUAAAGAUGUCCUCUUGGCCGAAGUCAGUGCGCCCCUAAUCAAUCAUAUUCAAUCCAGUAUCGUCUACAUCAAGAUCUAUUAUAUCCGAACAAUAUCCACCCUUGACACUGAAUUAUUCAACAAGUUGUCAGAGGCAUUGGAAGGAGUUUCUAUCAGCUUUGUUCCAGUGAAUCAUCUGUUCAUCAAUGGUGGAUCACCAAACAUUGUGAUCAACUCUGAAGUGUUCAUCUCCCGACUCUCCACUUCAUCAUUAUCAUAA